Anguilla anguilla (European eel) is the source of this 1660-nucleotide messenger RNA. RefSeq names its product nucleolin-like. The transcript is spliced from 11 exons. The record is from RefSeq and is a predicted model, not a curated record. Gene Ontology annotation, cellular component: cytosol. Bases 135 to 1460 code for a protein of 441 amino acids. Lineage: Eukaryota; Metazoa; Chordata; Actinopteri; Anguilliformes; Anguillidae. Gene Ontology annotation, molecular function: mRNA binding.
CACGUCGUAGACAGUCAUGCUUUUCGGUAGUUCUUUACGCGUCUCUGGUAGGCUUAACCACGUGUUUAUACAAUUUUGGUCUGCGUUUCCAUAACUCCAUUGAAGAUCGGCAGCCCGCAAACGCAGUAGAAAUCAUGGUGAAAUUGGUCAAGGUACAAUCCGAAAUGCUCGCUAAGAAGAAAGCUACCCCAACCAGAGCAGCUGAGAGUGGAAAUGCUGCAAAGAAGAAAGAAGUUGAUGAUAAUAAGGACAAAUUGGAGGACAAGACAUCACCUCCACCCCAGGUAGUCAGAGCUAGUCUUCCCGAAGACAAGGAAGCUCCUCCCGAAGAAACGUCCCCAGUAGAAGCUGAAGAAUCUGAGGAGGAAGAUGAGGAUGACAAUGAAGCGGUCAAUGCGGCUUUUACACAGGAACUGUUGGUCACUUAUGUUCUAGAGGAGGAGUCAGAGCCACCCUCUAAGAUCACUCCAGAAAUGGCUACCCCUACUGAGGAGUUGGAUGAGGAUAAUGACGAAGAGGCCGUGUAUUGUAUCGAAGGUGAAGAAGAGAUGGACAUGGCCCCUGCUCCUGUUGCCAAGGCAAAGAAAGGAGGAAUGGUGAAGCCCAAGGAGGAUUUGGAAAAUGAGGAUGAUGAUGAUGAUGAUGGUGAUGAUGAUGAUGACGAUGGAGACGAGGAGGAAGAAGUGCAGAGUGCUGAAGAUGAACCUGCAUUGACUCCUAGGAAAAGGAAGGUGAAAACCAAUUCCAAGAAGGAGGCUCCUCCCGUCAAAAAGGCCAAAUCUGACAAUAAAGGCUUCUGCCUUUUCAUUGGAAAUUUGGACAAAAGCAAGAGCUUCAUGGAAAUCAAAGAGGCAUUGGUGAAUUUCUUCAAAGAAAAUGACUUGGAAAUUCAAAAUGUCCGACUGGGGUCUUCCAAGAAAUUUGGGUAUGGGAAUUUCGCUACGGAAGAGCAGCUGCAGAAAGCCCUAGCGCUUAAUGGGAAGACGGUUAUGGACCAGAAGCUGAGGCUAGACAAGGCCAAGGUCAAAGAAACCCCUCCAGCGGCCAAAAAAGGCCAAACAAAGACACUGUACAUCAAAGGACUCUCAAAAGAAACCACUGACAAUACUUUAAGGAAAACCUUUGAGGGUGCUAUUGCAGCCAGAGUUGCCUCAAACAAACAAACUGGAUCAUCAAAAGGGUUUGGCUUUGUGGACUUUGACAGUGAGGAGAGCUGUAAGAUGGCCAAAGAGAGCAUGGAGUACUGUGAGAUCGAUGGCAACAAGGUGACCUUGGACUUCGCCCGGUCAAAGAGUGAGAGGGGCCAGCAUGGUGCGGGGGAUGGAAAAGGCGGCCGGGGUGGAUCUGACCAAGCUGGAGGACUCAGGGGAGGAAGAGGAGGCAGAGGAGCAAACCGAGGGAGGUUUAAGGGUCGUGGUGGUGGCUUGAAAGGAAAACCUCAGGAAAAGAAGGAAGUUUGAUGAUUUAAAAAAAGAUAUAUGCUUCUUUUCAAAUGAACGUUUCAUGGAAAAAUGGUCUGUAUGCAAAGAAAGACUGUGUAUUUCAGAAGCUGGUUCGAUCUGUGCCCUAUUUCCUGUUUUUAUUUAUCCUUUUUAGCCUUUAUGUAAAUAUCCUUGUUUACAGGUUGUCUUGUUGAGAUUAAAAUCUCUUUUACAAGAGA